UGACGUCCUGCGUAAAUAAGUUCGUCAGCUUGUUAUUACCUGGCUUGUCUUCCUUUAGCAGACCCUCUCCUGCUUUAGAAAUACCAAAUGGCAGCUCAAAAAUUACAUAAAAGUUCUCGGAAAUAGAGCGGAACCUACUUUUUUUAGUCAACACAGCAGGAACUGCCACCUGAUUCUGUAACGUAAAUCGAAAGUAAGCUUCGUGGAGAGUGUUUGUUUAGUCAGCUAACACGGGUUAGCACAACACACAUCCACCCCGUGUACUUUCUCCUCCGUUUCUGAUUUUUCCAGCCUUUUCACUGUGUUAGGGAGUUUAUCCGUGGUUUGUCCCGGAGAGGAUGAACUGGUUCUUCCCCCCCAAGGGCUCCGGGGCUCUGCCUGCUCUCAACAGCCUGCAGCAGCAGAGGCAGCGGCAGAUCGAGUCGCUCAAAGCCGCACACCCCAGCCUUGCAGAGAUCCAGAAAGAUGUGGAAUACAGAAUACCGUUCACAAUCAACAACUCCACAAUUAGUGUUAACAUAUUGCUGCCUCCUCAGUUCCCUCAGGAGAAGCCAGUGGUUAGUGUUUACCCGCCUGUGGGUCAUCAUUUAGUUGACAGCAAUAAUGGCACCAUGAUCUCAAGCCCCCUCAUCACUAAUUUUGGAAUGCACUCAGAUCUAGGUAAGAUCAUUCAGAGUCUCCUGGAUGAGUUUUGGAAAAGUCCUCCUGCCUUGAUGUCCUCUGGAUCUGCUGGUUUUCCAUACAGUAGUAUGUACAAGCCAUCAGGAAUCCCUCCGUACCCGACUCAAGCCUUCCAUUACGGUCCUCACCAUGCGGGUUCGGGUCAGACGCCGCCUCCUGGUCCUGGCCCAGUCCCAUCACCGGCCCCGAUGCCUCACCCAGGGCUUGAUAUUGGUCACGGGCCCCCUCGAGCUCUGGCCCCAUAUGGACUAAUAACUGACCUGCCACUGCCUGUACCUAUCGGAGACUUGCAGGCUGGACUGAAUGGACAUAUGUACAAGAUGCCUGAGAUUCCAGAGUCCUUUCCUGAACUCUGUGAUCUGAAUCUGACCCAGUUAUCGGAAAUGUCUGAAAAUGAGGAUGUUUUGCUGGAGUGUUUUGUGAGAUUACCACAACUCAAACAAGUCACUGGCGAUAAAGAAGAACUAGUUACCAGUAUUGUAGAGAUGGCCAAAAAAAACCUUCAAAUGGAGCCACAGCUAGAGGGAAGGAGGCAAGAGAUGCUCUACAAGUACGAACAGCUGACUCAGAUGAAACUGGCCUUUGAGACAAAGAUACAAAGGCAGCAUGACCUCAGUGAGAGUUGCAGUUUAAGCACUCUACAGGCUCGGUUAAAAGUUGCAGCUCACCAAGCAGAAGAAGAGUCGGAGGAGACGGCUGAAAACUUCCUGGAGGGACGCGCUGACAUUGAUGAAUUCCUGACCAGCUUCAUGGAGAAGAGGACGCUUUGCCACAGCAGAAGAGCCAAAGAAGAGAAGUUGCAACAGUCCAUAAACACACAUGGACAGUUUCCAGUCAGUCACUAGAACACUAGGUUUGGUGUUUUCCCACCCAACUCUUGCUGACUGGAGAAAGAAAAAGACACUUGAUUGAGGCCGAAAGCACAUUCAACAAAGGGCACUUUGGAGAAAUAGGAAGAUGGUGAUGGCACCGCUGGGCCGAAAAAAGAUGUGACCAUCUGAAAUAAAAAAGAAGAAAAAAAAAAUACCACAGGAGGCCAGAAUGGGUUCUUUGGCAUCAGGACACAUGCCUGGCUGAUCCAUGACUGGAUUACUAAGGAUCGAUCACUUUGUGGAUAAUUCUCUUUGCGCUUUCAUUGGUCAAGUUUUGAUUUGACAGUGGGCAGAGUUUUGUCUCUGUGAUUCAUGUCUCACUACUCGGUGAAGAACACCUGCUCAUGUUUAGAUCGUUUGUUGGGAAUACAUUUUGAAGAAAGUAAAAAAUGCUUAGUGCACAGCAGUACAGUUUUGUAAUUCUACAGUGAGAAAGUAACCCUUAUCGAUAAGAAAGUAUUGAUAAGAAACAUGGAAUGCUAAGGUUGGUGUAUUUGCUCUCUGAGAUAAUUGUCCAGUCAUUGCUUUAGGUCGCCUCAUAGGCCUCCUUACUUACUUUACAAAGAUGCUGGCGUUUUCAUGGUUAAAUACAACCGGGAGAGUCAUAUUGAUAAGUGAAUUGUCCAGGCUAUUCUUCAAUUUAACAAAGCAAAUUUAGGAUUUUAAAACGAUUAACUGGAGCAUAGACAGGGCAAUGCUGGCAGCGACUUUUUGUCUCACGAUCUUUUGACAAAAACUGUGGAAAUUGGUUUAUUAUUUAUAAAGUUAUUGAGUUCAACACCUUAAGGAAAGCCUAAACACAGUCUUUAUAUCAGUGUGUUUGCAUAGACAAUGACACAUUUAUCUAACACAUUAAGGCAGUUCCCUGAUAACCCUGGAAGUAUAUAGAUAUGAUUCAUCCAUCAUACAUAUGAAUAUAUAUUUUUAUUCACAUCAAACCAAACAGCAGUCAAGUAACAGGAGUUUUGAGUUAUUGACUUUGAAGAUGUUUUCUGCUAAUUAUUGAACUCAGCUCAAUGAAUUUCUAAAGAGAAGACAUUUAAGCUGCCAAUUUAGCUGCACUAUCACUGUAGUUCUGUUUCUUUAAUUGAGUUACUUGUGUGCAUGCAAACACACUGAUCACCACUUUGCCCUUUUAUUAUGGCUCAACUUCUUUCUGGCACCUUUAAACUUGAACUUUGUGAUGAAUGGCCUCAAAUGAAAUGGGAUAAUGUUGAGGAAUGUUAGGUUAAAUGCUGUGAUAUAGUUUGACAUCAGAUACUGUAUUCAAAUCUUACUAGACUAUAUCAUAAUCAAAGAUUCGGACACCUUGUAUAAUAUGUUCUUAUUUAAUUUGUUAGAGUAAUAAAGCAUUUAAAAUAA
Messenger RNA from Cololabis saira (Pacific saury), 2915 nucleotides. RefSeq names its product VPS37A subunit of ESCRT-I (gene vps37a). Gene Ontology annotation, cellular component: ESCRT I complex. The record is from RefSeq and is a predicted model, not a curated record. Lineage: Eukaryota; Metazoa; Chordata; Actinopteri; Beloniformes; Belonidae. Gene Ontology annotation, biological process: protein targeting to membrane; ubiquitin-dependent protein catabolic process via the multivesicular body sorting pathway; protein targeting to vacuole. The transcript is spliced from 12 exons. The coding region runs from base 339 to 1526 and encodes 395 amino acids.